AUUCUCUCUGCCCCGGCAUCAUGAUGUUGCUAUUCUCAUCCGCGUUAUCCGGAGUCCACAGUGAAUGAACCGAUCGAUUAUGCGGCGUGUCAAGAAAUCCCGCAACGGCUGUGCCAGGUGUAAGAGCAAACGGGUCAAAUGCGGGGAAGAGAAGCCUCAUUGUAGUCGAUGCACUCGUUUGGGGGUGAGGUGCCCCGGCUACGUCCAGUCUUUGCGCUGGGUGACCAAGUAUCCAUCCACUACAGAGGGUAACGAUGGCAAUGAUCACCCGGAUGAAUCACCGCUAGGGUCCGGCCAUUCCACAGCUCCGGGUCCGUCUACUGCCUCCCCCGGUCCAUCGCAGUUCCCCGAUACAUUAAUACAAUCUCCGUUGAUUGAGGGUGAUGCGAAGCAGACAACCACUCACAAUACCCCGGCGCCAAGGGGAUUGGGGCUAGAUGGCAACAGUACUCUGGAUGAUGGCUUGUGGGAUCUCCCAGAGCCAGGCUCUCUCCCUGAACUAGCAGACCUGGGUCCGUCGCCAGCUUCAAGAUCACCCUCUGCAGUUGGACCCGAGCGAGGAAGCUCGAUAUUCGACUUUAGUACCCGAAUUGAUCCGGAAAGUCCCUGGAACUUGUUUCUCUCGAGAACGCCUGAUUCCCAGCAUGAGUUACCUAACUUUUUCGGCUUCUCACCUGCGGCCAUUGUACGGAAAUAUCCUCCACCAAACUCCCGACCACCCCAGCGCGACCUCACGUCCAUUCCUCAGCCACUAAAUAACCCGUCCUGGACACUCAUUGAAUACUAUUUUAAAGAGGUAGCAGCUCUAUUCUCGAGCUAUGACAGUCAAAUGAACCCUUUUAGGUCGACUGUGUCCCGCCUUUGGGGCUCCUCAUUGGCCAUGUGUAAGACCAUGCAAAGUAUGGCAGCAGCCACACUAGUGAAUGACUUCCCGCAAUUUGGCCCAUUGGGACGUAAGCUACGUAACGAGGCUGUCGACGUCAUUUCAAAAGAGACUAACUUAGAUGACAAGUCAUUGUUAGCGUUACUCAUGCUCGGCCAAACGGCCAGCUGGCACGACUCCAAGGAUCUAGGCAUAUCGUUCUUCAAUCUGCUUCGGAAUCACCUUGAUACCAAGCCCUUAGAGAUUGCCAAUACAGAACGCGGUAAUAAUUACCAAUUCUUCCAGGAGGCCUUGGUAUACUGGGAAAUGCUCCUAGCAUUCGUCGCGGACGAUACAACAGUCCUAUCCGGAAGUGCAGCUGCAGAGGCAGACGGGCCACUAGUCUUACAGAAAAUUCCACAUCCAUGGACUGGGAUCGCCUGUGAUACCCAGUUCACCGUCCAGGAAGUAGGCAGACUUGUGCGUCGCGAGAGAAAGCGCAUCCGCUCGAGGUCAUUCACCUCCCGUGCCGAUAAUGCUCAGGCUCAAAAGGCCAUAGAGCACGCGCGGGAGUUGGAAGAGCGACUCCUUGAAUUAGCACAUCCUGCUGAGGCCGAAAUAGUCAGCCCAGGCGACGACGAGACCCCCGUAUGGCACCUGUUAACUAUGGCGGAGGUGUAUCGCUGUACUGGCCUCAUGCAACUAUAUCGUGUCUUCCCGGACCUCCUUCACCGUCGACUAUCCGGACAGCAACCUUCCUCCCAACCUUAUAAUCAACAGCCAAGUGCAACCCCUCCAGACCCAUUCCCAUCCGUAGAUACAGCCUCCGACCUAAUCAACUCGGUUUGGCUCGAUCCGUUAUAUUUCCAACCAGAAAACAACGGACCAUCCGACCCAGGAACUUUUCCAGACCCCUACUACGAUAGCUGGCUAACAGAGUUCGCCUUGACAACUCUCUCCCGUUUAAAAACGAUCCCCAUCGAAUCUCGCACCCGAUGUCUCCAGCCCCUUUUGCUCGUCGCGUCUAGUAGCGAACUUCGUCUACCCCGAUCAGUGGUUUCGCUGGAUAACAAUGGCCCCAAUAUCUCCUCGCAUGCCAUCGAAGUCUCUCGGACGCGCCAGUUCGUCCUCGGACGACUCACAUCGUUUUUGCAUGUUUUGCCCCCGAAGCCGAUCGAUGUCUGCUUGCAGCUUGUGAAGGAAGUUUGGAGACGCAUGGAUGCAGAGGAGCCAAACGUGUACUGGAUGGACGUGAUGAUCGAGAAAGGCUGGGAGACGACGAUGGGCUAGUGGAUGGAUGGGUUCGGCGUCGGAUUUUGUUCAAUGUACAUGGAUUGGAUACGUGAUACCCUCUGUGAUUAGAGACAGAUACUACAA
Molecule: messenger RNA, 2239 nt
Organism: Aspergillus alliaceus
Lineage: Eukaryota; Fungi; Ascomycota; Eurotiomycetes; Eurotiales; Aspergillaceae
Exons: 2
Coding region: 65-2152 (695 amino acids)
Biological process (GO): positive regulation of transcription by RNA polymerase II
Cellular component (GO): nucleus
Molecular function (GO): zinc ion binding; DNA-binding transcription factor activity, RNA polymerase II-specific; transcription cis-regulatory region binding
Source: RefSeq, a predicted model, not a curated record